Molecule: messenger RNA, 3057 nt
Organism: Sorghum bicolor (sorghum)
Lineage: Eukaryota; Viridiplantae; Streptophyta; Magnoliopsida; Poales; Poaceae
Product: probable protein S-acyltransferase 19
Exons: 9
Coding region: 379-2481 (700 amino acids)
Biological process (GO): peptidyl-L-cysteine S-palmitoylation; protein targeting to membrane
Cellular component (GO): endoplasmic reticulum; Golgi apparatus
Molecular function (GO): protein-cysteine S-palmitoyltransferase activity
Source: RefSeq, a predicted model, not a curated record
GUUGCCGGUGUCAGUUCUCAACUGAGCUCUGAACCCGGCGAAGCGUUAGUUGGGCUCCACGGCCUGCUGAUGGUUUCCACCAUGCUCGCACGCACUCGAGUCGAGUAGUCUUCAUCGAUCCCCAACUAACCGGCACCAAAACAGCAACGGAAAUGGAGUUGAGAGCGCAGUGAGAGAAAAAGAGAAGCGCAGAGAGAGAGAUAGAGAGAGAGAGUCUUCGUCAUUGAUUGACUUCAACAACUGCUCCCAAGAAAGCAGGGCAACCUCUUUUGUGUCGUGGCCUUGUGGGAAGAGAAAGAGAAAGACAGAGAGAGAAGACUGGAGAACGGGAGAGAGAGGGAGGGGGAGGAGUGGAGCGGCGGCGGUGGCCAACUGGCCAUGGCGAGGAAGAACGGAUGGCAGCUCCCCGCGCACACGCUCCAGAUUGUUGCAAUUACGGUUUUCUUCCUUCUGGUGAUUGCUUUUUAUGCAUUCUUCGCACCAUUUCUAGGGAAACAAGUCCUAGGAUAUGUUGUAAUUGGUAUCUAUACUGCCGUGGUGUUUUCUGUCUUCAUCCUUUAUAUCCGCUGCACUAGUAUAAACCCUGCAGAUCCUGGAAUCAUGUCAAAGUUCGAUAAUGGCUUCAUCGAUGCACUUGGAAGUACUGCUAACAUACAGGGCAAGAAUUUGCCAACAAAAGCUUAUAUUGGUGCUGGAACAACCUCCCCAACGGCAACAUCUACUUGUAGGAACUCUCUAGAUGGGCGUUCUAACACUGGUGGUUUAGCUGCUGGAGACACAAAUCCGGAUUUAGGGUCUCAGCUGCCAAGAAGUUCAAGGAGCUGCUUACUUGGAGGGCUUCUUUGUGCUUUGUUUGUGAAGCAGGAUUGUAGGAAAUUCGAUGAUUCAGAGAAUCAAGUUGAUGGGGAAAACGUCUUGUUCUGCACAUUAUGUGAUGCCGAGGUUCGCAAAUUCAGUAAACACUGCAGAAGUUGUGACAAGUGUGUGGAUGGAUUUGAUCAUCACUGUCGGUGGCUAAAUAACUGUGUUGGCCGGAAGAAUUAUUUCACGUUUCUGGCUCUGAUGACUACCAGUCUCCUCUGGCUUGCUAUUGAAAUUGGAGUAGGCAUCGCUGUUCUUGUUAUAUGCUUUGCCAACAAGAAUUCAGAGAGAAUUAUUCAAGACAGGCUUGGGAAUGGUUUGCCUCGGCCUGCCUUUGCUACCAUUGUAGCAUUUUUUACUCUUCUUUCUCUAGUCGCUUGCAUACCUUUAGGGGAACUUUUCUUCUUCCACAUGAUCUUAAUCAGAAAGGGGAUCACAACUUAUGAAUAUGUCGUUGCAAUGAGAGCUAUGAGUGAAGCACCUCAAGAGGAAGAGGACGAGGAGGGGGUAAACAUUGUUUAUUCCCCAACAAAUUCAGCUACCACUGCGUUCAGUGGUGCUAGUGCACUUAGUCUGCACUACAAGGGUUCAUGGUGCACACCUCCAAGGAUUUUUGUUGAUCAGGAUGAAGUGAUCCCACAUUUGGAGCCAGGGAUGGUACCUUCAACCAUUGAUCCUGAUACUGCUGGACAUGCUGAAAGAGCCAACAAAGCCAAGAAGCAAGUCAAAAUCAGUGCCUGGAAGCUUGCAAAGCUGGACAGCAAUGAGGCAAUGAAGGCUGCUGCUAAAGCCCGGGCAUCAUCCUCUGUCCUCCGACCUAUUGAUACCCGCCGGGUUCCAGGUGCUAGCCCUAACUCUAGUGGCAAUGCCAGCAUGAGAAGCAGCAUGAGUGCUGAUUACAGCGCCAGUGGCGCCAAGGAAAGGGGGGCUGGUAUGAAGUUGUUGUCUCUUCAGAGUUCCUCGUAUCCUCAGAGCCUUGCAAGCCAGGACGAGUAUGAGUCAGGCACGCAGAGUGCUAGCAGCAGAAGCAGUCCGGUCCACAUUCACAAACCCGCGGCGCCUCACACACAGAUCAACGUGCCACCUCGUGUGCCUCCAGCGCCUCCAAGGCCUGUGCCGGCGGUACCGAGGCCGCCUGUUCCAACCACGCAGAUAUCCAAGCCAUUGUUCCAGUCAGCAACAUCUUAUGUCCGUGAGAACCGAAAAGCCUCAGUUGUUUGGGAUCAAGAGGCUGGUCGGUAUGUGUCGGUGGCACCUGCGCCCACAAGGGCAGUAGCUGGUAGUGAUCUUGAUCAACCAGCAAGAGCACCACAUUUCUUGACAAACCCAGGUAGCGAGCCAAGCAAUCACGGGAGAACCCUCUCACCCAUGAAUGCUCCUUCCUCAGCAUUGCCGUCUGGACAGCCGUCCGAGAGGUUGACAUACACUGGGCAGUCGAUAUUCUUUGGUGGACCACUUCUUGGUGGUGCUGCUGCUGAUCCUCAGAGGACUGAUGCUGCCGCCGGAGCACGACCGGAGACAAGGAGGGAUGGGUUUGGGGGAGAGAGGAGAAGAACUGCGGAGUCCUUCCCGGUGUUUGCUCCAGGAUCCUUUCAGAAGAACCCGCCGUUCAACAGGUGAGCUCAUGGCAGUAUGGCACACGUUUGCUGAACAUCAUGACUGCGACAAUGGGAUGAUUGAUCAUUGCUCAACAAUGAGCCCUGAAGAGUCCAAGGGUGAUUACCGUGAUUUCAUCGGUGAUUGUCACCAGUUCUACAAGCAGAAAAGGUGUCACAAGAAUGUUCUACAAGUCUGAGAUGGGGACAGUAGGACAUCCUACUGUUGAGCUUGAAUUCGAGCUUGAGGGCUGUGAGUGUCUUGAGUGACAAAUGAACCGUGCAGGUGUCAAGAAACCUGAAACAGGAAGCGCAAGUACAAGGCGUGACUGACGGGUGUAAAUUUUUUUGCUCGUUUCAUUAGAGUAAUCUUUGCGUCCUCUUUUGUAGUGCUUGAUAGUUCUGCAAAAUCGUUUCGAAAGGAGAAGUUUGAGAUUUGAUAGAGCUUUUUAACUUGUUUCCGUUCAUCCCCCCCCCAAAAAAAAAAAAUUCCAUUCUGUGAAAACCCACAGGAUUGUUACUGGAGUAAAUUGCAGAAGAACAUUACAUGUUUGUAGUCACAGUAAUAGUGAAAUUCAUAGUAUCAUACAGCCUGCACAAA